This is a messenger RNA of Lineus longissimus, 9218 nucleotides long. Its product is annotated as kinesin-like protein KIF21A. The record is from RefSeq and is a predicted model, not a curated record. Gene Ontology annotation, molecular function: microtubule binding; ATP binding; microtubule motor activity. Gene Ontology annotation, biological process: microtubule-based movement; spindle elongation; mitotic spindle organization. The coding region runs from base 260 to 5425 and encodes 1721 amino acids. Gene Ontology annotation, cellular component: microtubule associated complex. NCBI's taxonomy places the organism in Eukaryota, Metazoa, Nemertea, Pilidiophora, Heteronemertea, Lineidae. The transcript has 35 exons.
GUGACACCUACUGAAUGCGUGUGGUUUUUGGUGAAUAACCCUUUUCUUGAAUUAUCAAAUACAAUUCGGUGCUUCAGGAAUAUAUGAAGAUUAGAUCCAAUGCGUUAGAAAUAUGCUAUAUCGGCGUUUUUCAGGAGUAUAGAAUGAAUAUAGUGAAGACGAAGAGUUCCGUUCGUCUCUGUACAAAAUAUGUCCCCACUGCAUGACUGUGGGAAAUGCACUAUGAUUGAUCUUGUGUCAUUUGUUUUGAUUUGAGAGGAUGGAAAAAGGAGAUGAUGAGUCGAGUGUGAGGGUUGCUUUGCGAAUCCGCCCCAAGAAUGCCCGAGAAAAGAUUGAUGCGUGUCAAAUGUGUACGCAGGUCACCCCUGGGGAGCCUCAAGUUCUCCUCGGGAAAGACAAGGCGUUUACUUAUGAUAAUGUGUUUGACAUCACUUCCACUCAAGAGAUGCUCUACAACAUGUGUGCACGCUCCCUCAUUGAAGGAUGUCUUGAAGGAUAUAAUGCUACUAUAUUUGCCUAUGGGCAGACUGGUGCUGGCAAGACAUACAGCAUGGGGACGGGGUUUGAUGUCAAUGCGAGUCCCGAAGAGAUAGGAAUCAUCCCUCGCGCCGUUGACCACUUAUUUCAAGGGAUCGAGGCACGCAAAAAUCAGGCGAGGGAGAGAAAUGAAACACCGCCAGACUUCAAAGUCACUGCUCAAUUCAUGGAGUUAUACAAUGAAGAGAUCAUUGACCUGUUGGAUACGACGCGAGAUCCGAGUGAACGCAACAAGAAGUCACACAUCAAAAUCCACGAGGAUGCUGGUGGAGGGAUCUAUACCGUGGGAGUUACGACACGUCCUGUGGCUUCCAUGCAAGAUACAAUGCAUUGUUUAAAAGUUGGUGCUUUAUGUCGAACUACCGCGAGUACGAAUAUGAAUUCUCAGUCGUCCAGGUCACAUGCCAUAUUCACACUCCACGUCAAGCAGCAGAGGGUCGUGCCAGCGGAGGCUGAAGGAGAAGAGGUUGAGGGAGAGGAAGAAGAAAUGGUGCAAAGAGACAGCAGUCCACAGCUGUGUGAGUUUGAAAUGCUCACUGCCAAGUUUCACUUUGUGGAUCUUGCUGGCUCAGAGAGGCUGAAACGCACUGGUGCUACUGGCGAUCGGGCCAAGGAGGGUAUUUCUAUCAACUGUGGUUUACUUGCGUUAGGAAAUGUGAUAUCUGCCCUUGGUGACAAGAUGAAGCGAGGUUGCCAUGUGCCUUAUCGAGACUCAAAGUUAACCAGGUUAUUACAGGAUUCACUCGGGGGCAACAGCCGCACAGUGAUGAUUGCGUGUGUGUCGCCCUGUGAUCGAGACUUCAUGGAGACAUUGAAUACAUUGAAGUAUGCCAACCGUGCUCGCAACAUUCAGAAUAAGGUGACGGUCAAUCAAGAUAAGACGAGUAAGCAGAUUGCGGCGAUGAGGAUGGAGAUUAAACUCCUGCAGGAAGAACUGAUGGAGUACAAACAGGGUAGGAGAGUGGUUGACGGUGAUGGUGUUGAGACAAUCAAUGAUAUGUUCCAUGAGAACACGAUGCUACAGACAGAGAAUAACAACCUGAGGAAGAGGAUCAAAGCCAUGCAGGAGACCAUCGAGAACUUGAACGCGAAGAAUGUGCAGCUUCUCUCUGAGCGAGCGUUACAGAAUAUCACCAACAUCUCAGGGGACGCCAGCCAAGAUGAGAUCAGCAAACUUAUCCAGGGAUACAUUCAGGAGAUUGAAGAACUCAGGACAAAACUUGUCGAAUCUGAAGCGCUGUGUGAGACACUUCGCAAACAGUCCGCACGAUCACCCUCCAGUCGAUCCACGAGUUCCAUGGGCAUGUCCAUGGGCUUGUCGACACCGAUGCAGUCGAUGGGGGGUUUCGGUGGCUAUGAUGUCAAUGCGUCACAUGACGAUCAGGUGGAGGACAUCCUUGAACUCGCCAAGCAAGAUCUGCAGAAGCUGAAGAAGAAGACAUAUUCACGGCAGAGUAGUAAGACAAAGAGCCAUGGGAGUAUCAAAGAGGAACCAAGCGACAAUGACAAGGACAUAAACGAAGCAGAGGACGAUGAGAACGUUGAGAGCCAGGAGAAGUCAGAUGAGGAUGUGAGUGAUGAGGAGAUGGAGGCAGAUCAGGAAGAGGUCGAGGUGGACCUCGGUGAGGAGAGUAGCGAGGACUCUGACAUAGAGGAUCAAGACUCGGACAACAUCCACGAGGACCUUGCUGAGCUCACAUGCGAAAUCUCUAUCAAGCAGAAGUUGAUCGAGGAGCUGGAAGUGAGCCAGAAACGGCUGCAGACGCUCCGUCAUCAGUAUGAAGAGAAGCUGAACCUACUGCAGGCCAAGAUCAAGGAUACGGAGGUCGAGAGAGACACAGUAUUAACCAGCUUAGGUAAAGUAGAAGUGUCGUCUGGCGACCAAGUGAAGAAGGUGAAGUCUCAAUAUCAGAAGAAGCUGGACGAGAUGCAAGCAGAGGUGAAGAAACUGCAAGCGGCCAAGAAAGAACACUCCAAGUUAUUGCGCAAUCAGGCUCACUAUGAGAAACAGCUGAAGACACUGCAACAUGAUCUGACAGAGAUGAAGAAAACCAAGGUGCGCUUGAUGAGCCAAAUCAAGGAAGAAGCAAAGAGGAACAAAGUCAGUGAAUCACGGACACAUAAAGAGAUUGCUCAAUUGAAGAAGGACCAGAGACAGAGAGAGGUUCAGAUCAAGAAUCUCGAGUCAGCAAAACGCCAGAAGGAAAUCAUCCUCAAACGAAAGCAAGAAGAGGUUGAACAACUGAGGAAGCGUCCAGUGAGAAACAUGUCUGCCAGAGUAGCGGGUAGGACUGGCAGAUAUAACUAUCCACUGCCUGUCUCAAACAAUAAACAACCUACCAGCACCAUCACCAACAACAACAACAUCAAACCACCUACUCGUAUUCAGAGACGGAGAAGUAAUCGCGACUUUUCUUCUAAAGCUGCUAAACAGAAAUGGGAUGCUGUGGAGAAGAGUGUGAAUGGUAUUGUACAGAGGAAGCAAACAGUCUCGCACAUGGAGAAAGACAUGAACACUUGGUUAAAGGAAAGAGAAAAGCUUGUUAAAAAGGUGGAAAAAUUGAGUCGGAAACGUCAAGAAGCUGUUGUUGAAGAGAAGGAUGAGCAGUUCCUUGUUGACCUUGACUUUGAGAUUGAGAACCUGCAUUCUCGGUUAGAGGAGGCUCAGGACAAUAUCUCCGAGUGCCAGUCUAAUAUCAUGGAGUUGAUGGAGAUCAAGGAUGAAGAUGCCAUGGCCAUGAUCAAUACAUGUACGCUCGAUGAAGCCAGAUACUUGUUGGAACAUCUACUCGGCUUUGCCAUCAAUAAGGGUCUUUCAGCAGCACAGAAAGAGACUGAGACAAAAGAGCUGACGGUGAAACUGGGUAAAGUCAAGCGUCACAAUAGCUUCCAUUAUUCCCUCCUCCAAUACGUGAUGCACCAGAGCAAUGCCGGCAUUGAGAUUGAGGAUGAAUGGCUCAACAGGCCGCCGGAUGAAGUUUCAGAGUCCGACUCGGACAGCAGCAGCUCGGAGACGUCUGGCUAUGAUCGAGCUCUGAGAGAAACACCAAACUAUCUGGACUCAUUCCUGCCUGAGAGUACAAGUACGCCAAACAUCCUCGAGGCCAAGAAAAAGAAGGAAAAGGCUCGUAGAAAAACAGCUACAACAGAAGACCUCUUAUAUGCCGGCACGAACCCUUCUGAGGGAGCCAAGCCGCUCCUUCCAUUGGCUGAACCUGAAGAUCCCCAUUCACCCAGGUCAUCAACGUCGCCCUUGCUACCAGAGAAUGAUGAGAAAGUGACCGAUCCCCUUCAAGUACUGAAACAAUCGUUAUCACUUCCUAAAGACCCCAUGGCUGUCCCUAAAGGCACUAAGCAUGGAGGCAUCCUUGGCCUGCGUGAAAGCUUAGAGAAGUUCACCCAGGAGUUGCCAGUUCCCAAGCAGCAGGCACCCAGUGUGGCUGACUCGGCAUUGAUGCCUCCGCCAAAAGGUCUGCCGUUGACGAGGGCUAAUCCAAGUCUUGUCACCACCGAGACAGCCAACAGUCGACCUGAACCCUCCCCAGCCAUGCGCCGUAAAGCAUACAACAACCGUUCUACCCCUGAACCUUCUCCACAGAUGAGGCGCCGCAACACCAAUGCCAUGUCUCGGCAGAACUCACUGUGGCAGCACCCCCUUUUCCUCAUAAAUAACAGGGAUCGUGGCAGUGAUGCAGAAGGUCCGACUCCACCAGGCUCGCCAACAGCAAGCAGAAGAAGCUCCGUUACAAAUCCUAUCGAGUCGAGUGAUGUGUUUUCCAGGCUGACAGGGUCAAGGUCAUCUUCACCUUCAAACAACAGUGGUAGUAUCAACCCGAAUACAAAGUUACAGUCGAGCAAGUCGUGUCCACUGGUGUGUACACACAAGGCUGAGGGUCAUACCAAGGCCGUCCUCUCAGUGUGUGCUACAGAUGACCUCUUGUUUAGCAGCAGUAAAGAUCGAAGUGCCAAGGUGUGGGACUUGAACACUGGGCAAGAAGUAGCCACAUUAGCCGGUCAUCCCAACAAUGUCACCUGUGUGAAGUACUGUGAGGCAAGCCAUCUGGCCUUCACUGUGUCAGCUUACUUCACCAAACUAUGGGACAUCAGGGAUAAUAAUAAGUGUGUGAAGACACUGUGCUCCUCAGGCCAGUCUACGAAUGGUCCGCUGGCCACAGCAGCCUCAUCCUCCCGCCAGGUAGGCCUACCUCUCGGUGAGAUGAUGAUCAACGACAUCGCACACAAUCGCCAGGGCACCAUGCUCUUCUCCGCGGCGGGCAAUCUAGUCAGACUGUGGGACCUGCGACGCUUCCUGCCGGUUGGUAAACUCAGCGGUGGCCACCAGGCGGCGAUCAUGACACUGACUGUGGAGGAAGAUGAGCAGGUGACUGUGGUCACAGGAUCAAAAGAUCAUUAUAUCAAAGUAUUCCAAAUGCCGCAGACAGCCAUCGGUGUCCUCACACCCAAGUACAACCUGGAGCCGCCGCACUAUGAUGGCAUCCAGUGUCUGGCUAUGACUGGUAACGUCCUCUUCAGUGGAUCCAGGGACAACUGUAUCAAGAAGUGGGACGUGGCCGAACAACAACUCAAACAGUCUUUAAACUCGGCUCACAAAGACUGGGUGUGUGGGCUAGCAUUUAUGCCUGGUGGUAACUGCCUGCUGAGUUGCUGUCGUGGAGGCUACCUGAAGCUGUGGCAUGUUGAUAGCUGCAUGCAGAUUGGAGAGAUCAAGGCCCAUACGAGUCCUGUCAAUGCCAUCACUACCAACUCAUCAAGUGUGUUCACUGCCUCAAAUGAUCUGACGGUAGGAAUCUGGCGAGCUCGAAGCAUUGAUAAUUCAGACAGCUGUCAAUCAGAUAACGACGAACGUGAUCGUGCCACCUCGUUAUAACGACCGAGAGUGGGAAGUCUGUCAGGUCUGAUUGUGGAGUUUCCUACCGGAUGAUAGCGUCCAUCUUCAACAUAGGAACAUAGGAAAUCAACUUGAAGACUUGCCUACCUGCUUUGAUGAGAGAUCGAUUCUAGGAUAGAGGCAUUGGCAGAGUUGGACCGUCUCGGGGAUGAACACUAUGACAGGAGAGGAAAGAACAUUCUAGACUACCUCACACAUUGGAGGAGAUAACAUGCUGACAUCUGGGCCAUGAUUUACACCAAUAUCUAUGGUGGAAGGCUGUGGUGAGAAGCUUGGUAUUAGCUCAGAGAACCUCAGUCACAUGUCUUAGCCAUUGGGUUCCUUCUAGAGACCCUUUGCAACGAUAAUCACCACCCGGGUUGGAGCUGCUCUUGAUAGGUGGCGUUCCUCAUACCAGUGCGAGUCGAGGUCAAACCAAGCAGACAUUUGUACUUAUGAGUGAAGAGAAGCGAGCAACGUCACUUUGAUAUUUUGAUGGGAGGUUUUGUGUCGUUCCCAAUGGGAACUUUGCCUUUGUGCUUUAUUUGUUCAAUCAAUCCACGACUGUCUGUCUUCAAUUCUGUUGACAUUGCUGCUACCAGUUUGGGCUUUGUGUCUGUCACAGUUUGAAUGUGAACUUGUGUUGUACUCAUUUGGUGAAAAAUCUUAAUAAUUAUGCACUUUUAUAAAGAACGACUUGGGGUAGCAUUCCCCUCAACUAGAUACUCAGGACAACUAGGACAUAUAUUGACUAAUUUCCUGAGACACAAGCAAUUACUAAAGUACGUAGUAGAAAAGCAGUAUUUUAUGUACAAACUUUCAGUGUAAAUUGAUUAGAAUUAUUUAUAAUGUAACUUAAAAUGGGGACUGUGUGCUACAACAUGAAGAUCCCAACAUGCUGAAUAUAAUCCAGUUUAUGGUCUUUAAUUGUUAUGACGCACAACAUCGAUCAAAUAAUUCCACUUACUCUAAACCCCUUUAUCUUCCAAAGCUCAAUAUUUUCACGAGAGUCCAUGCAAUCACAAACUUGAUAUAAUCUGGGAUCGAGAAAAUGUGCAGCUUAAUGAUUUCAUCAUGGAAGAGUAAAGGAGUUGAUUGUAUCGAUAGACCAACAGAAAUAUUCAAGUUGUCUCUUGCACCAUUCUGCUGACGGUAUGGUCAGGCCUUCCUCCAAUGUAUAGAUCAUUCCAACAGUAUUUACAAGACUCAUUACUGCUGUAGUUCAUGGCCAGGUAAUCCAUCGAUAAAGGGAUUUGCUCAUGUCAGUAUUGAAGCUAAGAGUUAGAUGUCUUCCAAGAAUAAUCAUUCCUCCAGUCACCAAUCACUGUGGCAGGAAUCCCUAUUCUUAUAUGAGUUAUCGAAGGGAUUGUAGCUGACUUGGUUCAAGGGCAGAUGUUGUACUUGAAAGUGAUUCAGAUGUUGUACUUGGAGGUAAUUCAGCAGGAGAUUUUAAGCUGGUUAACACUGUUGCUUAUGCAGAAAAAUGUAAACUUUAAAGUUGCCCAAUUCAGACCAGAAAAAUCGGUCUAAUUCCAUAACUCUAGUUGAUCUAAGUGGUCAGUUAUAUGUAACUGUCUCGCUGUCAUCGAGUAGAGAUUCUUUAAUCUAUACUUUAUUAUGUGCUUCAUACAUGUAUGUCAAUUGUUUUGUUGAAAUUGUUAAUUGUGGAUUAUUUUGAUAUAUUUCUUGAUGUUUGUAAGUUCCCUUGUGACGUUUCAUUCCUUUGGGAGCUGGACAGAUGUCACAGUUUCUGUGUGUCAGAUGAACACAAAUGUGUGGAAUCAGCUCUUCUUGAAAUUUAAAGAUCCUUUCAUUCUUUUGGUGGGAAGGCAUCGCCAUCUAGUGAUAAAUAAUUGUACUUGUGCAUCGGUAAGCGGUCACGAAAUUAAAGUAAUAGUUUGCAUUUUGCAUAUAAUUCUAUAUUUCAAUGAUUUUGUGACAUUUGUCGCGCUCCUCAGAAAUAUGUGAUGUGUUUUGAAGAGUUGGUCAGUUUGUGUAUAUAUUGAUUUCCAGAGCGACGUGAUAACUUCCAGAACAUUCGAUUUGCUCAAGUUGGUUUCUCAAUAAUUUGUACGGUUUUCAUGAUGUAUUGUAAUUUAUUGAAUUGUGAUUUGUUUGUGGUCUGCAUUAGAAAAACACUAUGCCUCGCACCCGGAACAUGGACGUGUUGCACGAUACAUGGCCAGGCCAGUUGAAAGCACAGUGGCGCUACUGAGCCUCGAGGCCUAUAGUCUUGGCAGUCCUAACUUUAACAGUAGCCACUGUGACCUGCUAAGCCUAUCUGUAUUCAGUAUGUUUGAGUGAGAAAAGCAUCCCAUUCAACCCUGAAGGAAGAGGCAUGAUGUUCUCCUAAUGUGUCUGAUAUGUCUACGGUUUCAGUCAGCUUGGUGAGAAUCAGGCUUCUAGUUGGUGAUCCUGAUCAAACUGAUGUGGAAUCUGGUGUCAAGACAUGUUUUGCUAAUGUAAUAACUCGUGUCUUUGUUCAGUUAGUUGAAGUUCAGUGACUUUGGAUAUUUUGAUGGUUAUUGAAAGUCCCCGUCGAGUCACGACUGGAAUCUCCAGAUACUGAAAGUCAAUCAUGCAAUUAUCAUCCUGAGGAUCAAACCAAAACAGUCUUUAAGGUGUCAACGAUUACAAUGAGAAGUUGUCAUGCAUUGCUGGCUUUGUCUGCUUCAAGCAAGUAUCACUGCGAGUCCCCCUCUUCAAACUUACAACACAUCGUCAACGCAAAAAUAUCAAAGCUUAGGCAUUUUUCAGCUGCUUGGUAAACUUUUGUCAUGAGGCAGUGUUACAAAACAGACAGCAGUAUGUAAGGUGUCUCAUCACCUGUAUUGUGUCACAGUCUUGAUGAACACCUGACGAAAUGGGCUCAUACACCACAACAUCUUUGGCAAGCGUUGGUAACUAGCUUUGACCACACGAUUUAGUGGUGUUGUCACAAGUGAGGAGGGGGUGUACAACUACAAUUGAUAGUUGCAUAUCAUAGCCUGUAAACUUUGAUAUUGUUAUAUGCUAUAUAAUGCAAUGCUAAGAUACAUGUAGUGUAAACAGAUCGUCUUUUUAUGAAAACUGCUUUCAUAAGACAGGGUAUUGGACCACCUGACAAUGGUCUGUUUGCUCUCUGAAUUUCCACAAAUAAAAACCUGUAUAAGAACCAAUGGGUGAUUUGAAAAAAGACCAGUAAAUCAAUGCUUUGACUGAAAACUACCAGUCCUGUGUACAUUUACACAAGGCCUCUUCUCAGUGCAGGACGUAAGCACAUUCACUAUUCUUUAUUCAUAUCACCCAAUGUUUAUCAACUAAAUAGUAACUUCUUCACAUGUUAAUGAGGCUUGAUGAUGUGAGGAUGUUUCUGAUCCAUUCCAUAAAUGUGUCAUUUUUCGCUCUUCACAAAAUGUUUGCAGUGUGAGCCUUGUAGAGGAGCUGGGAACAUGCAGUUCGUACCGCACUGCUGGUCCUCGGUUGAUUUCAAAUUCCAUCAAUGAGUUCAUUAUAUUCUGAUGGCAUCUCUAUUGUUAAUGUCAAUGACUCUUCACCAGUAUGAAUACCAAAACACCCUUCUCCAUGUCUUGCUCAGGUUCAAUCUUCAACUGCAAAUAUUUUGUGAGGAGUUGCUUAAUUUUGUUUGUCUCCCUUGAAUGACGUUGUGAAUAUUGUUCAUUGUUUCCAUUUGGAGCUGAGCGCCAACACAGGAAGCUGUAUGGGAGAGCCUUAAUAUGAAGACUAUUUAUACUGUAUGCUACUGGUGCUCACAUUAACUGGUAUGAAAUAAACAAAUGGUUUUCUGUGGGAA